CUAAAAGUUAACUUUUUUCGGCAGUCAAUUCAUGUGUUGUUGCCGUAUAUAACGCUACGAAUUUCACGACUGCGACCAAGAUUUCUUAACACUUCAGCAACAUACCAUACAUGUACCUACGAUUGUGAAAGUCAUGGCUCGCAAUUUUGAACAGCUGCGCCGUGUUGAGAGAGAGAGGGAGAUUCAGCAACACAUUGGAAGACCAGAGCGUGGAUUAAGGGACAGGAAGAAUCCAUUUGAAUGCUACGAGGAUGAACCUUUCAGAGAAAGGUACCGCUUCUCCAAAGAAACUGCGAUGUAUAUCAUCAAUAUGCUCGAAGGGGAUUUAGAGAGACAGACAGACAGGAAUGACCCAUUGCCUGUCAUGUUGCAGGUUUUGACUGGACUUCGUUUCUAUGCUGUUGGCACCUUUCAGAAGAUGCAUGCAGACGAAGCAACUGUAUCACAAUCAUCCGUGUGCAGAAUCAUCAAAGAUGUUUCUGAGGCAAUCGCAAGGAGGAAGAGACAGUUCAUGAAGUUUCCGACGACAAGAGAUGAAAUUGAAACCACCCAGCGACAAUUUUACGAUUACUGCGGGUUUCCAGGGGUCAUCGGUGCUAUCGAUGGGACCCAUGUCUACAUCAGGAGUCCUGGUGGGGAACAAGCCCUGUACUUCCUAAACAGGAAGAACAGGUACUCUGUAAAUGUACAGGUUGUAUGUGAUGUAGCUGGAAAAAUAACAAAUAUCGUUGCCAGAUGGCCGGGCAGCACCCACGAUUCACGGAUUUUCUCUGAGUGUGCAUUGAAAGGACAGCUGGAAGCUAGGGCUGAUGGUUCUGAGUGGCUACUUGGGGAUAGUGGGUACCCCUGCCUCCCCUUUCUGUUGACUCCCCUCCUUAAUCCUCUUGGACGGCCACAGGUGCGCUACAAUAGCGCCCACAAAAGAGGACGUUGCGUUAUCGAGCGCACCUUUGGCCGUUGGAAGAGGAGGUUCCCGUGCCUCAAUGAUUUGCGCGUGAAGGUGGAUACUACUUUCACAAUAAUAGUGGCUUGCUCGGUCCUGUGGAACAUCUCCCUCGACCAUAACGAGGUAGAUAUUCCAGGACCUGAGCCAGAGGAAAUGCCUCCACUUGUCCACCUUCCUCCUGGCCUACAUGACGCUGUCGCUGGUAGGCUCAGGAGAGAGCAAAUCAUUGAGGACCAUUUUUCCAACUAACCCAAGUAGCCACUCAGAACCAUCUUCUCUGGUACCAGCUGUUCUUCCAGUCCACUUAGAGGAAAUCCUUGAAUUGAGAUGCUGACAAGGUAUUUGUUAUUUUCCAGCAUUACAGGGCUUUUACACUGGGCAUUCAGAGGUAGUACGCAUACAAUCAUUUUUACUACCGUAUUAUGGACAUUGUUUCUUUGAGACCAUGUCGCUCUUUUACGUGCACUUUGGAGCAUGAAAAAUAUUAGCUUUUACAAUUUGAAUUCAAGGAUUACACUGUCACAGCCUCAUUUUUUAAAUUGGCAUCAUUGUCAUAAAUUGAAAGUUGCUCUUUCAAUUCUCUGAUGGUGCUAUUCAUGAUGCAUUUUUUAAAAAAUAUUCAAUUUAAGGAACUCCUUGUCAUACAUGUAGACACCUUUUUAAGAUACCAAUUUAUUUCCCCAAAGUUAAACUUGUGCAAUACAUAUCAUUUUUCAUGUGUCAAAUGAAAAUUAAAAAAAAAAGAGUUUUAAAGUAAAUACUUCCAGUUUUAAAAGUCCAAAAUGAUUGAAAAGAUGCCAGAAUUCUGUCAUUGUGAUUUGCACACCAAAUAGUUUUCCCAAACAACUCUACUUUACAACUCUGCAUACCCAGUGUGGAAGCCCUUUCACAUGCAAUCUACAUUUACAUGUUCCCCAUCAGCGACUCCUUAUGUAGACAUGUCUCAUUGAUACACCCAGUACACCUGGUUACAUGCAGUAAUGGUAAAAUUGUCUGCUGACUUGGUUCAAAUUCAUCUCUCAUUGUUUGAAACUUCAUGAAUUAAUAUCCUCCCUCUUGCGUUUGUUUCAGAAAUAUCUUUGAUGAAUAAAAUGAUUAUGAUACAUUUGCUUCGUCUAAACGAAGUCCUGUCAAAACAAUUUUAAGGUCAUUCCCUGUUUUUCAAAAAAAUCAAUUUCAAGCAUAUUGAUGAUAUACAUUGUAUGUAAAGGCAUUCUUGUAGCAUUCAAAUGGAUUUCUUGUUAAAAUUGUCCAUCAUGCUCUGGUCAUCCAUCUUUAAUAUCCAGUGAUAUACAACUUGUAGUGUUAUGAAAGUAUUAAAUAUUCACAUGCAUUGGGUACAUAGU
This is a messenger RNA of Lytechinus variegatus (green sea urchin), 2292 nucleotides long. RefSeq names its product putative nuclease HARBI1. The record is from RefSeq and is a predicted model, not a curated record. The coding region runs from base 134 to 1195 and encodes 353 amino acids. Lineage: Eukaryota; Metazoa; Echinodermata; Echinoidea; Temnopleuroida; Toxopneustidae. The transcript is spliced from 6 exons.